Messenger RNA from Selaginella moellendorffii, 1845 nucleotides. Its product is annotated as pentatricopeptide repeat-containing protein At2g34400-like. Gene Ontology annotation, molecular function: RNA binding; protein binding. Lineage: Eukaryota; Viridiplantae; Streptophyta; Lycopodiopsida; Selaginellales; Selaginellaceae. Bases 1 to 1845 code for a protein of 614 amino acids. The record is from RefSeq and is a predicted model, not a curated record. Gene Ontology annotation, biological process: RNA modification. The transcript has a single exon.
AUGGGUCGCCAGGCAUGGCGGCUGCGGCCGGGGGCAGCGAUGAAGACGAUGCCUUUCGGAAGAUACGCAGGGAGGCAAAUGGGGGACCUGCCCGGGAGCUUCCUGAGCUAUGUCUCUCGGCGGAUGGAGGGAUCGCGAUGGGCGGCGUACGCCCAGAUGAUCAUGGAUUGGCGGGACAGGAUAGGGAUCCACGGCGGGGACAGGACGCAGCGGGUUUCUUCCUCGCGCGCGGCGAGAGAGGAGUCGCGGCUGGAUCGCCGCCGGAGGAGCCGGCGCGAGGAGAAGUAUGCCACGAUUCUCCUGAGCUGCUUGGAGCCAGGGGCAUUGUCCACGGGCAAGUGGAUGCACGAGAGGAUCGUCAAGAGGGGCUUGGGCGACAGCGUCUUCUUGGGCAAUCUUCUUAUCAAGCUCUAUGGGAAAUGCGGGGCCGUGGAGGAUGCAAGGUCGGUGUUUGAUGCUCUGGGCGCGAACAGGAACGCUUUCUCUUCGAUCUUGAUGAUCAUCGCAUAUGCCCACAAUGGGCAUCUUGGCCGGGCUAGACAGAUCUUCUUCCAGAUGCCUUGCCGGGAUGUUGUGUCGUGGACUGGGAUGAUCGCGCUUCAUUCCAACGAGGGCUGUUUCAAGGAGUCGCUGGAUCUCUACAAGGGAAUGCUGUGUGAUGGGAUGAAGCCUGUGAGGAUUGGAUUCAUCACAGCUCUGGACGCUUGCAUCCACUUGAAGAGUCUCGCGGAGGGGCGAGCUUUGCACUCUCAUAUCGUGGAGUCCGGCCUCGAGAGCCACUGGAAAGUGAAGAACUCACUCCUUUGCAUGUAUGGUUUCUGCGGGAGUGUUUCGAGGGCUAGGAAACUCUUUUUGAGCUACUCGGAGAAGGACCAGAUUGAGAGCAAGCUCACGAAGACGCUGCUGGUGGCUGUCUACGCUGCCAAUGGCCGUCACAAAGAUGCUCUCAAGAUCUUCCAACGCUCGAAGGAAAUGGUUUUCUUUCCCAUCACUUACAUAGUCGUGUUGGAGGCUUGUGCCAGCGCUCGAAAGCUCCAGGUUGGACGACGCGUGCACUCGAGGAUGCCAGAGGUUUUUCAAGCUCAUGGAAAGAUCGGGGCUGGAUUGGUGAACUUGUAUGGGAGCUGUGGAUGCUUGGAAAGCGCUCGAAAGUGUUUCGACAAGAUGAUGGUUUCGAGCAAGGACGGUCUUGGAGUUCUUCCCUGGUCUGCGAUCGUUGCUGCGUAUGCCUCUAACGGGCAUAGCUGUGAAGCCUUGAGGCUCUUCAGGACAAUGCAGCUCGAUGGCACAGCUCCGAAUGCCGAGAGUUUCAGAGCGCUGGUGUUUGGCUGCUGUCGAGAAGGAAAACUGGAUGAUGCUCGUGAGCAGCUGCUCAUCAUGGUUGAGAGCUAUGGAAUCACUCCGGACUACGCGAGCGUAAUGGAUCUCCUGGCUCGCUCUGGAUUUGUCGAUGGGUCAGGGAAUUUUCGUGAAGGCCUUGACGAUCCCAGGAGCCAAGACCAGCAACGCAAAACCGAGGUGGUGUUAAGACCCAAGGUUGUGGAAGACGUCUACGGUGUUUUGCGUAAGAAGUUACUGCCUAAACACGUAGAUCUGGCUACUUGGCUGGACACCGACGUUCCAAACAUGCCAUUCUCACUCGCGAGGCACCCGCUGGAAGUUGCACAGACGAGAUCGGAGAUAAUGCCAAUCCCAAAACAGUUCCAGCAGCCUCGGCCAUUCCAACCGGAGGAAGAAGAAAAGAAGCUCGAAAUCGCUGCGAGGAUGGAAGAAAGAAAGCGUCGGAGGGAGAUCCUCAGGAGGAACCGACUGCGGAGGAAAGCCAGGAUAAAGAGCGUGGUAUAA